AGAAUACACUUUUACAACUUUUGUCCAGUAAAAACUCCAAGUUACACCCACAUUUGGAAUGGUUGGUCUGAUUGGAACUGUUGUGUCUGCUCAGAUUACAGAUAGCACAACAGUAAGAAGUGAACUCAGGAAGUGAUGUAAUUGUUUGGUUAAUGAAUACACCUUAGUCACCUGGCUAGGGAAAGGCAGAGUAGCUAAUAGUGGGCGAGAGGAAAGCAGAAGUCUGUCACUACAUUCUCAAGAGGCUGGAGAAAUCACUCUGGGCGGAAUAAGGGGGCACCAUGGAAAAAGAAAGCAGUUCCCCUUGGGAAAUGGGGCUGCUGAAAACAUUCGAUUCCAGUGAGUUUGUUUGUUGGGAGAAGAUUGGUUCCGGUGGAUUUGGGCAAGUUUACAAAGUGCGACAUGUACACUGGAAAACAUGGCUCGCAAUCAAGUGCUCCCCAAGCCUUCAUGUGGAUGAAAAGGAGCGCAUGGAGCUAUUGGAAGAAGCCAAGAAGAUGGAAAUGGCAAAGUUCCGUUACAUUCUUCCUGUUUAUGGCAUCUGUAAAGAACCUGUUGGCUUGGUCAUGGAAUAUAUGGAGACAGGAUCACUGGAAAAGCUCCUGGUCUCAGAACCGCUACCAUGGGAGCUACGCUUUCGAAUAAUCCACGAGACCGCUGUGGGGAUGAACUUCCUGCACUGCAUGUCACCGCCACUACUCCAUCUGGACCUCAAGCCAGCAAACAUUCUGCUUGAUGCUCAUUAUCAUGUGAAGAUUUCUGAUUUUGGAUUAGCAAAGUGCAAUGGACUUUCGCAUUCCCAUGAUCUCAGCAUAGAUGGUCUGUGUGGUACUAUUGCCUAUCUGCCGCCAGAACGUAUAAAAGAGAAAAACAGAUACUUUGACACUAAACAUGAUGUUUACAGUUUUUCUAUAGUGAUCUGGGGAGUCCUCACACAGAAAAAGCCUUUUGCAGAAGAAAACAACAUUUUGCAUAUUAUGGUUAAAGUGGUUAAAGGCCAUCGCCCAGAGCUACCUGCUGUUUCCAAAUCCAGACCUCGCUCAUGUAAUAACUUGAUCAAACUGAUGCAAAAGUGCUGGCAAGAUAAUCCUAGCAAAAGGCCAACGUUUCAAGAAAUCACCUCAGAAACAGAGGACCUCUGUGAAAAACCAGAAGAUGAAACAAAAGAAAUGAUCAGUCAGGACCUCACCACCAAAAGAUCCCAGGAACCAACUUCUGAGGGAAUGCCUGCGUUAUCCCACCCAAAACGUGAGUCCACUCCAGUCUCGGCUAAGGAUUAUAGCCUCUCUGAGUUGUUGUCCCAGUUGGAUUCGGGAAUCUCACAGACGAUGGAAGGUCCUGAAGAACUAAGUCGUAGCUCUUCUGAGUCCAAACUUGCUCCCAGUGACAAGAGGCUUUCAGGGGUUUCAUCUGUAGAUUCAGCCUUUUCUUCUAGAGGUUCCUUGUCACUGUCAUUUGAGAGAGAGAACUCUGGAAGUGAUAUUGGCACAACUGAUAUCCAGAAGAGAAAACUGGCCGAGGCAAUUCUCUCUGGAGACACGAGCAAACUAAUGAAGAUUCUCCAGCCCCAAGAUGUUGAUCUUGUCUUAGAUGGAAGCUCCAGCCUUUUACACUUGGCUGUUGAGGCAGGUCAAGAAGAAUGUGUCAAGUGGCUCCUUCUAUAUAAUGCCAACCCCAACCUGACCAAUAAGAAAGGGUCCACUCCUCUCCAUGUGGCCAUUGAGAAGAAAAUAAAAAGCAUUGUGGAGCUGAUUCUGGCACGGAAAAUCAAUGUGAAUGCCAAAGAUGAGGAUCAGUGGACUGCGCUUCACUUUGCUGCGCAGAAUGGGGAUGAGUUCAGUACCCGAAUGCUGCUUGAUAAGAAUGCGUCGCUGAAUGAGGUGGAUUUUGAAGGAAGAGCCCCCAUACACAUAGCCUGCCAGCAUGGACAAGAGCAGAUAGUGCGGAUACUAUUGAGAAGAGGUGUCAAUGUGGAUAUCAAAGGCAAGGAUGGCUGGGUGCCACUGCACUAUGCUGCCUGGCAAGGUCAUCUCUCCAUUGUAAAGCUUCUGGGGAAACAGCCGGGUGUCAAUGUGAAUGCACAGACAGCAGACGGCAGGACCCCGCUGCACCUGGCAGCACAAAGAGGCCAUUACAGAGUUGCCCGCAUUCUCCUAGAACUGCAAUGCAAUGUCAACAUACAGAACGUGCUCCUGCAGACCGCCCUCCAUGUAGCUGCUGAAACUGGCCAUACCAGCACGUCAAGGCUGCUCCUGAAUCGUGGCGCAGAAAUAGAGGUAGCGACAGCAGAGGGCUGUACCGCACUUCAUUUAGCCUCCCGCCAUGGACAUCUAGCCACCACCAAGCUGUUGCUUGAUGAAAUGGCUAACGUGCUGGCUAGAGGCCCCCUGAACAGGACUGCGCUCCACCUGGCUGCUGAAAAUGGACACGCUGAAGUUGUGGAGGAACUCGUCAAUUCGGAAAAUGUAAACGAUCUUGAUGAGGAAGGGCUGACCUCUCUUCAUCUGGCCGCAAGAGGCGGGCAUGCAAAAACUGUGGAGAUUCUAUUAAAACAUGGGGCCCUUCCUGAUUUACAAAGCCUCAAGUGUCAGACUCCGCUGCAGCUAGCUAAGCAAAUUGGGAAUAGCUCUGUUGUCAUGCUACUAAGUGAGACUUAGAGGAACAAAUUCUGAAUCUUGAGAGCUUUACUGAAGCUUGAUUCUCUCUGGGAGUCCCCCUGGAAUUUUGCAGUGACCUGCUUUUCUAUUCAGUCUGCAGAUAAAUCUGAAUUCCAGCCAAUCAGAAGCUGCAUUUUAGAGAGGUAGCAUAUGGCCUAGUGACCUGAGUGUAGGAAGAGCCAGGAAUUCCUUAGUAUUGAUUCUAGGUCUGCCAUUGUGUUGUACUGGGCAAGGCAUUUUGUUUCCUUCCCAACCUGUGUAGUGGAGAUGAAAAUACUUAUAUAACGAAUCUCACAGGGAUGUUGUGAGGGUUAAUUAGAUGGUGUUUAAAUAGUGCCUUUAAUUUUACAAUGUGCCAUACCCUCAUUUAAGUAUUAUCAUCCUGCCUUCUGAUUUCUUCAGGCACACGGUGGGACAAGCAUAUUAUUUUAGGUGACUGGAUUAUUACAUAAUCCAUCCUGUGUGUGUGUGUGUCUGAGUGAUUUUUUUUUAAAAUAUAACUUGUUACUAUGGAGGCAGUGAUGGUACAGAAAUCAGUUGGAAAUGAGCACUGUUGGAAAGACAAAUGUGUUUUAGACUAGGCCUGUUUCAACAGGGAUCAUGUGGCUAAGUGUUAUAAUGUCUCUUUCAGAAGGUACAGAAUGGAAUAUAUGGAAAUGCUCCACUUCUUUCAUUGUAAUAGAGAGACGAUUAUAUAGCCACACAUUUCUAUUUACUCAGAAUGGUCAAGAGAAGAGUAUCUUUAGUCAAUGCGUAUAGUAGAAGAACUGGAAGAGUUCUCAGACUGACUGGUGGAGUGAAGCAUAGACGUUCUUUUUUUUUUUUUAAAUACAUUUGUAACUUGAGUGUAUAUAGUGUAAAAUCAGCAAAAUAUAAGAUUAUUUUUUGUUACCAGUCAUUUGUGAAAUAAAGAUCUGUAACUGUAGUCAGAUGUUCUAUUCUGAUAACAGUAUAGAACUGUUCGCAUGCAGUUUGUUUAGAUUAGGAGUAGAGUAGAACCACAUGUACAGUGGCAUGGUGUGUCCUAAACUGUGUGAUGAAUAAUCUAAUAUAAAUAUACUGUGUAUAUAUUAUUUCUACCAGUUGUAUAAAUUUUCUAAGGCAGAAAAUAUUGAGACUAUGUAUAGGUCUGGGUAUGUUUUAAUACACCUCUUAAUGUUCACUGUUUUCAAAGUUCAAAUGUGAUCU
Molecule: messenger RNA, 3845 nt
Organism: Pelodiscus sinensis (Chinese soft-shelled turtle)
Lineage: Eukaryota; Metazoa; Chordata; Testudines; Trionychidae
Gene: RIPK4
Product: receptor interacting serine/threonine kinase 4
Biological process (GO): protein phosphorylation
Molecular function (GO): protein kinase activity; protein binding; ATP binding
Source: RefSeq, a predicted model, not a curated record